Naegleria fowleri is the source of this 369-nucleotide messenger RNA. RefSeq lists its product as uncharacterized. NCBI's taxonomy places the organism in Eukaryota, Heterolobosea, Eutetramitea, Acrasida, Naegleriidae. The transcript has 2 exons. The coding region runs from base 1 to 369 and encodes 122 amino acids. The record is from RefSeq and is a predicted model, not a curated record.
AUGCCUCCACCGUUCGUGCAACCUACAACCAACAAUUCAUUGAAGAUUUAUGAAAUACCUCUUGUAGAAAGAUUGAAAACCAUGUCAGAAACAAAUUCAAUUUAUUUCAAACAAAAAGAAGAAGAAUUGUUCAAAGAAAAGGAAGAGUUUUUGAGAUUAUGGGAAGAAAAAUUUGAGAAAUUCAAGCAACAAAACGAUAAAUUCGCAACGCCUUAUGUUGAUCUCUAUAAUGGAUGUGUUGCAAUCUUGAACAACAUGUGGAAAAAGACUCUCCAACCAAAAAAAAAGGUUCCAACAUGCGAGAAUGUUCCACACCAACGUUGGUUCUCUGUUCAAAAAGAAGAAAAUCGAGCAUGCUCAGAAUCUUAG